AUGGAGGCCCAUAAUGUUUGUUCGAGUGCAAUUGUUGGUCAAGUUCUUGUUGGAGCAUAUAAUUAUGAAAACUGGAAAGCUUGCGUACAAAACUAUUUGUGGGUUAGAGAUCUGUGGGACGUUGUGGAACAAGCCUCACAACCUCCUCAACGGGAAAAUGAGGCUGAAUUCAAGGCUUGGAGUAAGAGGAAUGUGGCUGCUUUGCAUGCUAUUCAAAUUUCAUGUGAUCCGCUCAUGCUUUCUUAUAUCAGAAACAUGGCUACGGCUAAAGAUGCUUGGAACACUUUGGCCCAAAUGGAGGCCAGUAAUGUUUAUUCGAGUGCAAUUGUUGGUCAAGUUCUUGUUGGAGUAUAUAAUUAUGAAAACUGGAAAGCUUGCGUACAAAACUAUUUGUGGGUUAGAGAUCUGUGGGACGUUGUGGAACAAACCUCACAACCUCCUCAACCGGAAAAUGAGGCUGAAUUCAAGGCUUGGAGUAAGAGGAAUGUGGCUGCUUUGCAUGCUAUUCAAAUUUCAUGUGAUCCGCUCAUGCUUUCUUAUAUCAGAAACAUGGCUACGGCUAAAGAUGCUUGGAACACUUUGGCCCAAGUGUGCCAAUUGCCUACGCCCCAACAAGCACCCCAGGCCCCCCAAGAUGCACGACAGAUGCCAGACCGCACUCGUACUUUGGAGCUCCUCAAGGCUAUUAGGGAACGUGAUUUGGAAUCCACAAAGAGUCUUUUGACGUCCCACACACAUUUAGCCAAUGCCGCACUUGGCGGUACCGGUUUCACAGCCUUUCAUUUCACAAUCUUCGAAGGUCAGUUGGAUAUGAUUGACGAAUUUCUAAACACAAUGUCCGAAGAUGACGUCAAAAUGCAAGAUCCCUUUGGUCGCACAAUUCUUCACCACGCCGCCAUGUGCACUGAAAACGCCAAGAUUGCCCAAUGCCUGAUCAGAAAGAACGGGGAAUUACUUACAUUUCCAGAUGACAGAGGAGAUAUUCCACUUAAUUCUGCAUGUGGUGUAGGCCAUAAAGAUAUGUCUCGCUAUCUGUAUAGCAUAACUACACCGGGAUUUCUACUCUCCCUAGAAGAUGAACGUCAGCCAGCAUCGUUUUUUAUUGUCGAAAUCAUCAAACGUAAUCUAGAUUUAUUGAUGAUUAGUGACGUGGACAAUAGAAGCAUAUUCGACAUUGCAACUGCACAUCGACAAGAAAAAGUUUUUAGCCUCAUAUAUGGGCUUGAUACUAGAGAAACUCCUUAUGAAGCAUUUGAUCGAACCCAUGCGGAAUUGGUGAAAGAAGGGGAGAAAUGGAUGAAGGAUAUAGCGCAAACUUCUACAGUUGUUGGCACUCUUAUCACCAUUAUGUUUGCUGCUCUUUUUACUGUUCCUGGAGGCCCUGAUCAGAACACUGGUGACACUGGUGUUCCCUUACUCUUAAGAAAAAAACUUUUUAAGAUAUUCAUAAUAUCGGAUGCUAUUUCUCUCUUUGCUUCGACCACUUCGGUGUUGAUAUUCGUUGGCAUCCUCACAUCACGAUAUACAACACAUGAUUUCCUCAAAUCUUUGCCUAACAAAUUGAUCAUUGGACUUUCCUCCCUCUUCAUUUCUAUUGCAGCAAUGAUGGUAGCUUUCUCCUCAACUGUCAUUAUCAUGGUAAAGGGCCAAUCAGAGAUUGCUAUUCCGAUCGUUUUGCUGGCUGGCAUACCAAUCGGUCUCUUUGUGUGGUUGGAGUUUCCACUUCUUGUUAAGAUUUUUAUCUCAACUUAUGGACUAGGGAUCUUUGAUAGGAAAAUGAAAUGGCUCUAGUUAAUUAUGGACAUAUUUAUGUUUUCGGAAGGAUGUGUCGAAUUGUGAUUGUAAGUGAUACUAAUUUUAUGUUUGGUGUCAAUUUUCAAA
Messenger RNA from Theobroma umbraticum, 1881 nucleotides. Lineage: Eukaryota; Viridiplantae; Streptophyta; Magnoliopsida; Malvales; Malvaceae. The record is from RefSeq and is a predicted model, not a curated record.